AUGUACAAGCUCAGUCAGGGUAAUUGCAAUGCGGGCUACUACGAAUUCCGCGGACUAUGCUGGUUAUUCCAGGAUACAAACGUGUAUGACUUUGACACAUCUCAGGUAGACUGCAAGUCCAAAGGAGGCAACCUAGCUGCGAUCCGUGACUCGUACGAUUCCAGUUUCAUUGUGCGCUAUCGUGCUGAGAAGUUUCCUCUCAACAAUCACACGCAGGUCACCAUUGGCUACAAGAAGACCACGAACCUGUUCGGCCAGUUCCGCUGGCAAGACGAAUCCUGCCCGAGCUACAGCAGCUGGGGCUGUGGCGAACCAGACAAUGCUGGUAGCAGUGGCGAGCUUUGUGCGCAGUAUCAGUUCGGUGGUGAAACAGGUUCGGUCGGCUUCACUGGGAAGUGGAGUGAUUACGACUGCAAGACCAAGACAAACUACAUCUGCCAAGUGCCUCUGCCCAACAGUAUCACACCAUCUACUCUCUGCGCAGCUAUCAAGUGCGAGCCUGGUUGGGUGUCCUGGAGAGGUAACUGCUACAAGUUUGUCACCAACGACUCAGCAAACUGGCCUUCAGCCUACGAGAAGUGUCUGAAGAUGAACUCAGCAUUGCUUAGCAUAUCAGACUUCACAGAGGAAGCAUGGGUUACCCAACAGCUGAAGAAGUUCAAUUUCCCGGCGGAGAAGAAACUCUGGAUCGGCUUGAAUGACCAAAAGUACCAAGUGUACCGCUGGCCAGACGAUACUGCUGCAUUCUACCGUAACUGGGACUGUGAUGUGUAUGCAAACUGGGCCAAGCAGUGCAUCUACAUCUUUGCUGGUUUCCGUAAGGUGGGCCCCCAACGUACCGGAAAGUGGGGCCCGGAUUCCUGUUCCAGCGGGCAUACUAGCUACAACAAAGAUGGAUACAUAUGCGAAUCAUCACCAGCCAAUGCCAUGGGCAAUAUUCCCAUUUACACCCAAGGCAAUUGCGAUCCAGGCUGGGUAUGGUUCCGUAACCGCUGCUAUUAUUUCUCCCAGGACAAGGUGGACUUCCCCACCGCGCAGGGCAAGUGCGGUGUAUUUAACGCCCGGCUUGGCGUCAUCAACACGCAAGCCAAGAACAACUUUGUUGUGGACUACAUGAUCGGCAACUGGUCCGACUUCACUGGCGAACGCUUCUGGAUUGGCCUUCACCGGCAGGCCAAACAAACCGAUCCAUUCACUUGGGUUAACAGAACUGAGCCAGUUGUCUUCACCAACUACAACUGUGGUGAGCCUAAUAAUGCUGGUGGCAAAGAGGGCUGCAUAGAGUUUGUUAUCUCAAACGAUUUUUCCAACUCAGCCAGCUGGAACGAUGUGGAGUGUACUAGUUCAGCUCAUUACAUCUGCGACAAGGUUGCACCACCGCCAACAACCAUGCCAACCACAAUACCACCAACCACUACUGUUCCUACCACCACACCCCGACCGACUACGACAGCCAUGCCAACAACUAGAGCCCCGACCACCUUCCCGGGCACCACAACGCCACCAACUGAAGAACCCACAUCCUUCGGAAAGCCUGGUAUUGCUAGGAGUUUCGCAGCGAAGGUGUUUGCAAACAGCACAAUCCGUCUUAGCUGGAAUGGUCUAGAUGUUGGCACUGGAAACCUAUCUGAGAUUGUAUUGCAGUACAGAAAACAGCAGCACAAGCGCUGGGCGCCGUUGUUCUCACUAUUCCCAACUGCCACAAGUUGGGCAAGUUACACAGAUCAUGCGAUUGACGUGUCGAACAUAAUGGACCCAGGCACCUAUACAUUUCGACUUGCGGCUCACAACAACCACGGCCGAGGCAAGAUGACCGAGUCAAAUCCAGUCGCAAUAUUCCCAGAACGUACCCAAUGUCCAGGCGUCGGUUUCAGUGUCAGUGCAUUGCCAGAAACGUAUGCUCUUCCCGCUAAGGCUGUUGAGAUUUGUCAGAGGAGAGAUCCGCAAUACGGAAGCAAACUCGUUUCGUCUCACGAGAAUCGAAUAGCAUGCGUCAAGCAGCACUUCAACGAAAUUGGAAUACCAGACCGUGAAUUGUUCUGGACGUCGGGGAGGCUAGCAACUGGAGAAUAUGUUAAGAGUACGGGUAAUUGGUUUGACCAGGGCGCUCUGUACCUGGUAGUGUGCGAGUUCACCACUGUCUCUUAUAAACCUACGGAGUGCAAACCAACCUGUUCAGAAAUCAGCGCAUUUCCACUUCAGCAGUCCACUGCCGCGGCAGCGGAAAGAGUGUGCGAAUAUAAUCAAAGAAUCUUUGGAGAUCAACACUUUGACUACAGAUUUGCCCACGUGGCCAGUCCUGAGAGCGAGAUUUUCGGAUGUGUGUCGCAUCAUCUACGAGUAACGGGCAUGAGCAAUACACUUGUCUACGGUGGAUAUGGUAAAGAUGCCCAUGGUGUACUGAAAGCUUCUAAUGGGAAUGUUUUGCCUCCAACAGCUAGCGUUUAUGUUGUGUGCGAGUACCGCAAACGUUGCAGCCAUCAAUGUCCAGUGGAGCGCUAUGGUUUUCCUAGAAGAACUACUAUCCACUACAUCCCCAGCAAAGUAGGACUGACCUACUCGGAGGCACGUACAUUUUGCAAAGACCGCAACAUGCGACUUCCCAGCUUCAACGAUAGGUCGUGUGUAAACAAUUACCUGACAUACGUCAUGGGAACAGGAGGAUCUGGAUGGAUUGAGACGAUGCAUCCGACUCUUGUGGCCAUAGUCAGCCGUCGCAAGGAUGGUAGAACGCAGUUUAUACCCAGCUGGGCAAAAUUGAAAAUUGCCGUCUGUGCUAUAGUACAAUAAAUGCCUUAUUUGCACGUUUCCAGAACGUGGUGGAAGGCAGAAGUCCCAAUGUGGAUACCUUGUUGACGCACACCAAUAAUGGUGUGGGGAAGAUAUGCUCUCCACACAUGUUUGCGGUCUCUGUUCGCAUUCCUUUCUCCAGCCUUUGUUUUCUUUUUCGCUUUUUUCUCGUUCCAUUUUGAUCUAUUUUCCAACUUUUCCAGUAUAAUUAUAAUGCAUUGUUUGUGGCGAACCGUGAAUUUUGUUUUGUAUUUUUGAGGCCGAAGUAUACUUUCUGAGUGGUCAUGCAGCGCACAAAGUUCACAUCAUUUCCUUUCACCUAUAGCUUAUGGGCAGUAAACUGGAACAUGGCUCGAAGGGCACUGUGAUUUUCCGAUAAUAUCACGGACAUUUGCUGAA
Molecule: messenger RNA, 3189 nt
Organism: Sycon ciliatum
Lineage: Eukaryota; Metazoa; Porifera; Calcarea; Leucosolenida; Sycettidae
Exons: 10
Coding region: 1-2790 (929 amino acids)
Molecular function (GO): protein binding
Source: RefSeq, a predicted model, not a curated record